AUGGCGAGCAAUCCCCCGUCCAACAGCUAUGAGGUGGUGAGGAACAUCCCCAACGACCAGGCAAAGGCGAUCCUCCUCUCCCUCUGCACGAAUCCCGCCAUCUGCGCCAGAGUCGCCUCCUACGCAAGGCGGCUCGACGAGGAAGCCUCGUCCAAGAAGCGCAAGCCCGAAUCUGCCAUUGCCAUCUGCGUGCAGUGCGACCAGCCGUAUUACGAGGAGGACAAUGGCGAUAGCAGUUGUGUCCAUCAUGAUGGUCUGUUAGAGGUCAACUACAAGGCGGAGGUAUGGGAGGAGAUCUCCGAUGACGGCCCAAUCGACUCUUCAGACAACGAGGAAGACGUCCCCGAGGGCUUCAACUGGACCUGCUGCGGCACCAUCGGCACCUCUGAAGGAUGCAAAAAGGGCCCGCAUCAGUCAGACCCCGAAAAGUCGAGGAAAAGCGCUCAUGUGUCCGUGAGCAAGGCCAAGGACGACGAGUGA
This is a messenger RNA of Trichoderma citrinoviride, 480 nucleotides long. RefSeq lists its product as hypothetical. The record is from RefSeq and is a predicted model, not a curated record. NCBI's taxonomy places the organism in Eukaryota, Fungi, Ascomycota, Sordariomycetes, Hypocreales, Hypocreaceae. The coding region runs from base 1 to 480 and encodes 159 amino acids. The transcript is spliced from 2 exons.